AGAUUUUGAAUGGUAUUUCAUUGACUGUAAGCGUUCACUUGAGGUAGUAAUGAUUGACAUCAAUUCUACAAAUUUAGGAAAUACCUAUUUUAAGUGUUUCGUCAAUGAUGUGCCUGGGAAUUUAGAAGAUUCUUCAGUGUGUAACACAGAAACUACCACUCUUCCAGGAAAAGUAUAUCUAAGAAGAACACGAGGUCGUUUUUUUACAUUUGCAAUGAAGGCAAACAUAACAGGCGACGUGUCAUUUCAGGUGUAUGUACCGAAUAUAGAAGCACAAAAUGGUGAGCCAUGCUUUGAAAGUAUUUUAAUAGACGACAAACAGGGACCAAACACUCAGAUCACUGUUUCUUCUGGAACCACAACACAAAUAUCUACAAAUACAAACACUAUUUUGACUGGUUGGAUUCAUGAUGCUCUAGAUCUGACACCUUGGAUUUUGAUCGAUUUGAUUGCUGCAACAAAAAUAGAAGGAGUUGGUGUUUACGUUUCCCAAACAUGUGACAUGUGGACGACUUUCAAUUUAUAUUUCGGCAACAAUAUGGAUACAUUACAGUUGUACAAGGAUAUGGAAUUUGAAAUAUUUCCACCAGAAAACUGGUGGAAUAUAGAUCAAGUGUUCAUUCUUCCGAGACCAAUCAAUGGGAGAUACGCAAAAUUCAAACAUUCACUUGUAAAGCCAACAGGCCAAUCCAGAUGUCUUAAUUUCAAAUUGUUCGGCUGUAAAAUGACACGUAUAAUUGACAUCAACAGCGACAAAUCAUCUGAAAUGCUGCCUCUUGAACAUGAAUUGCAGUCUGGAGUUUCCACUUUCUUAAAAACAAAUCGUACGAGAUGUAUCGAACUCUGCAGUUCUCAGAACAGUUGUAGUGUUGCUAGUUUUAAUAGUUCGUAUGACAAACUAAAUGGAUCGGAUAACGAACAUCACGAACCACCGGAACAAAUCGGAAAUUGUUAUCACUACUUGUAUAGUCCGCUUGGAUUAUGGAAAAUUAAGACUAUAACCGAUGAUGUGCAUUGGUUUGCCAAAAUACGAAACAUUGUACAUAUGAUGUCGUUCCCGAGGGCUAAACGCAAAAAUGGAUUGUUUUUUGGUCACGUACAAUACGUAGACACAGACUCCAUUAUAACGUCAUUGAGUUACCCUUUCAGGACAAUUUUGGAGAGUGAUCUACAGUGGAUUGUAAACUUCGAACCACAUCAAUUUGCCAAAUUGGUUUUCACAAACGUCUUUUUAUCAGAGUGUGCACUCGUUGUUAAAACAUCGCAAAUGGAUAACAAUGAAUUUAUCAUUGAUGAGAAUUUCAACAACGAAGUAUUUGUAAUAGAAACAAACACAGGUUUGUUGUUUAUAACAACUUCUCUAACAAGAGUAUGGCCACCAGCAAUCAAAUUCCGGGCAAUCAUAACUGCUGAAGAAACCGCAGCCUGUCUUUCAAUCGAUUCACUUAGUCAUUCAAAAAGAACUAAACAACGACAUGAAAUUUGCACUGAGCCAACAAUGAUCCUUACAACUCUUUCGGCUUUAAAUCUCUGUCGAGAUUGUGAAGAAAAGUUCACAAUUCAAGCCGGGAAACAUCAAAGCAUUGAUAUUACCUUCAUAUAUUGGGACUCAACGCGGGACUGUGUGUCCGAAUUAUAUUCCGAUGACGUUAUAUUAACAUCAGAAGUCGUCAUCAAGGAUGGUGAUGAUGUGGUAGAAACAUAUUGUUUUCAACCAGAGAAAUACAAAUCAAAAGGGUCUAUGAUUCAUAUUCAGAUUCUGGAUACACCUCUGCCGAAUAGGGUAAUUAAAGGAUUUAGGUUACAGUAUAAAAUAUCAAAGCAUUCUCUUCAAAGAUAUACUACUACACAUACUACUAAGUAUGAUAGAAAGUCAGGUAUGUUAGUUAAAUCAAAUAUGCUUAAAUAAAGAGAGUAUCGUUUAAUCUAUACAACAACAUGGUUAAUUAUCACUUCUUACAUUUUUGAUGACAGAUAUGUUCAAAGGGAAAUAUUUGAUUUGAACGAACUUCAUUAUUUACGUAGUUCAAAGCAAAGUUAAAAUUUAAAAAGUGAUCAAAUGAUUUAAACUUUUAUUUAAAACUCUACCUCAAUUAUUGUUCUAAUAGUAAACUUUUUUCAUAUUUCUUUGAACUUUUUUCAUAUUUCUUUAAAAAAAUCAUUCAUCAGUGUCGUUUGUAUAACAGUGAUGAAAAACUUUUUUUGGUAUUGCAUAUCAGUUCUAAAAAACAAUAAAUUAUGUUUAAUUGAACAUGUUUUUUCCCAAACUUAAGCUUGUUCAUGGUUUUUCCGAAAAUGCUACACGGUAUUCUUUGAAAAGGUAUCCUGGGAUAUUGCAAACACUAAAUGCCGUAAUGACAAUGAACAUCUUGUGACUAUUGCAUCAAAAAAAGAAAUGAAUUACGUCCAAUACUUACUUCGAAGUUUGUUGUAUAUGCAAGAAGAAGACGAUGAUAAACGAACAC
Ruditapes philippinarum (Manila clam) is the source of this 2465-nucleotide messenger RNA. RefSeq lists its product as uncharacterized. The record is from RefSeq and is a predicted model, not a curated record. The transcript is spliced from 11 exons. NCBI's taxonomy places the organism in Eukaryota, Metazoa, Mollusca, Bivalvia, Venerida, Veneridae. Bases 50 to 1909 code for a protein of 619 amino acids.